GAGUGGCAUUAUAUGUAAAUAUACGACCGCGUAAUCUAAAUCGAAGAUUUUUCCAUUCCCACUUCCCAAUGCAAAUCUCUCUCUCUUCUCUCUCUCUCUAGAAUAAUAAAUAAAAUUGAAAAAAUAAAAAUAAAAAAAUCCCAAAUUCCUUCACGUUUGUUUUCCAAUGGCUUCCGCCUUUAUUCGCUCCAACCGCCUUCGCGCCACUGCCGCCACCUUCGCCAUUGCCGCCGGAGCAGGAUCCUAUCUCGCCUUCCGUGAUUCCUCCGUCGCCGUCGCCGACCGCUCCUGUUCACCCGCCCUUAACGCCGUUCAAAGGAAGGUCGCCGAUCCUUUAGCCACUGUUCCCUCGAGGUCUAUCCAACAAUCCGCCUUGAUCGCUGCCAAUUCUUCCAAUCCCCUCGAUGUUCUUGUCGUCGGUGGCGGUGCUACCGGAUGCGGCGUUGCUCUUGAUGCCGUAACAAGAGGUCUCCGUGUCGGUCUUGUUGAAAGAGACGAUUUUUCUUCUGGAACGUCUUCUAGGUCCACAAAACUAUUACACGGAGGUGUUCGUUACUUGGAGAAAGCUGUGUUUAAUUUGGAUUAUGGGCAGUUGAAGUUGGUUUUUCAUGCUCUUGAGGAACGUAAACAGGUCAUUGAGAAUGCCCCGCAUUUAUGCCAUGCUUUACCUUGCAUGACCCCUUGUUUUGAUUGGUUUGAGGUGGUGUAUUACUGGGCGGGUUUGAAAUUGUAUGACCUGGUCGCUGGAGCGAGGUUAUUGCAUCUUUCAAGAUACUAUUCUGCACAGGAAUCUUCUGAGUUAUUCCCUACUCUUUCGAGGAAUGGUAAAAAUGGAAAUUUGAAAGGGACAGUUGUUUACUAUGAUGGACAGAUGAAUGAUUCUCGACUUAAUGUCGGGUUAGCGUGUACAGCUGCGUUAGCUGGUGCUUCUGUUCUUAACCAUGCUGAAGUGAUUUCCUUUCUUAAGGAUGAAGUUAGUGACAGGAUUGUUGGUGCUCGUGUUCGAGACUGUCUUACAGGUAAAGAAUUUGAUACUUAUGCAAAGAUUGUCGUGAAUGCUGCUGGGCCAUUCUGUGACUCUGUAAGGAAAAUGGCGAACAAGGAUGCAAAACCAAUGAUUUGUCCAAGCAGUGGUGUUCAUAUUGUGCUACCUGAUUAUUAUUCCCCUGAAGGCAUGGGGCUAAUAGUUCCCAAGACUAAGGAUGGCCGUGUUGUCUUCAUGCUUCCUUGGUUAGGAAGAACAGUUGCAGGGACAACUGAUUCCAAUACUCCAAUUACUAUGUUACCUGAACCUCACGAGGAUGAAAUUGAAUUUAUACUGGAUGCCAUCCGAGAUUACCUCAGUGUUAAGGUACGGCGUGCAGAUGUUCUCUCAGCUUGGAGUGGUAUUCGCCCACUGGCUACCGACCCUAGAGCGAAGAGCACCGAAAGUAUUUUAAGAGAUCACAUAGUCUGUGAAGAACAUCCUGGUCUAGUCACAAUUACUGGUGGAAAGUGGACUACCUAUAGAAGCAUGGCAGAAGAUGCUGUUGAUACAGCAGUCAGAUCUGGAAAACUGAGCCCGGCCAAUAAAUGUUUGACCCAUAAUCUACAUCUUGUUGGUGGAGAUGGAUGGGAGCCUGCAUCUUUCACUGUGCUUGCACAACAAUUUACGCGCAUGAAGAGUUCACAUGGGGGUAAGGUUGUUCCGGGGGUUAUGGAUACUGCUUCAGCCAAGCAUUUGUCGCACGCAUAUGGCACUCUGGCAGAACGAGUUGCCACCAUUGCACAGGCUGAGAACUUGGGGAAACGUCUAGCUCAUGGAUAUCCCUUUCUAGAAGCAGAGGUUGCAUACUGCGCUCGCAGCGAAUACUGUGAAUCUGCAGUAGAUUUCAUUGCAAGAAGAUCUCGGCUUGCUUUCUUGGAUACUGACGCAGCCAGCCGAGCAUUGCCUCGUGUAGUGGAGAUAUUAGCCACUGAACACAAUUGGGAUAAGUCAAGGCAGAAUCAAGAACUAGAGAAUGCUAAAGAUUUUUUGGAAACUUUCAAAUCCUCGAAAAAUGCUCAAUUCCAUGAUGGAAAACACAGCUAAUCGUUAAUGGAAUACUUGUAGAGUGAUGCUCGACGAUGAACUACAUUUUUACUUUAGAUUCUGGAACCGAAAAAGGUACCUAUGUUUUUUUAGGUUUAUAUUCGGUUUUAAGAGUUGUCCCAAAAUAGGUUCUUAAUUAAAACAAAUAAUUCAAACUGUUCAUAUCGGAACAGGUAUAAUUUCACUGUGUAUCGAUAAAAAUAAAUUUUGAUUCGACUGUUGUUUAUUGGCAUCCUGAAUACAAGGAUAGACUAUUUAUUUAAAUCUCGAAGGAGAUCAGUCAUUUUUUUUUUCUUUAGAUUUUGAGUUAACUUCCAUGGCUUGUAGUCUAUUAUUUGAUCUCAAUAUUAAGUUGCAUCUGAUAUAUGGUAUUCCAAUGA
Messenger RNA from Impatiens glandulifera, 2451 nucleotides. Its product is annotated as glycerol-3-phosphate dehydrogenase SDP6, mitochondrial. The record is from RefSeq and is a predicted model, not a curated record. Gene Ontology annotation, cellular component: glycerol-3-phosphate dehydrogenase (FAD) complex; mitochondrion. Gene Ontology annotation, biological process: glycerol-3-phosphate metabolic process. Bases 167 to 2071 code for a protein of 634 amino acids. The transcript has 7 exons. Gene Ontology annotation, molecular function: glycerol-3-phosphate dehydrogenase (quinone) activity. NCBI's taxonomy places the organism in Eukaryota, Viridiplantae, Streptophyta, Magnoliopsida, Ericales, Balsaminaceae.